Messenger RNA from Cladocopium goreaui, 2525 nucleotides. Lineage: Eukaryota; Dinophyceae; Suessiales; Symbiodiniaceae. The record is from the annotation of a GenBank genome assembly.
CACUUCCAGCACAAUCACUUCCAGCACAAGCGCUUCCAGCACAAUCACUUCCAGCACAAGCGCUUCCAGCACAAUCACUUCCACCACAAGCACUUCCAGCAGAAGCAUUUCCCACACAAGCACUUCCAGCACAAGCAGCACCACAAGUGCAACCGCAACAAGUUCAACGCACACAACCGUUACGACAACACGCACACAACUGCCAGAAACUGGCAUCACUCAAGAUCAACUGGAGUCUCUCGAGGAGCAACGAAAAGAGGAAGCUGCUGCAGCAGUGGCUGCAGCAGAAGCUGCUGAAGAUGCUGCAGUGCAGGAUGCCCUGAAACUGCUCAACAUGUCGCCACCACCGCCUGGCCUUUUGGGCCAAGUCUCUAUUGUGACUGAUGCCGGCCCAGUCCAAGUUUCAGCACUCUCAAUCGAAUCCCUUGCAGAUGCUGACGGCCCGGCAGAAAUCAGUGCUGGUGCAGAAACAGGUGCUUCCCUGGAGAUGAGCUUAGGGCUUUUGGAAGAAGUUGCAGGAGCAGCAGGAGCAGGAAACGGCAUGAUCCUGCUCAGUAUAGCCGGUCUCAACGAAGACGCCACAUCCAGCCUUGCAACGGACGACGUUCGCGCCGAGCCCGGGGCUAGGCGCUUGGCGUCGACGGCGUCGGUGCUGCGGUCCCGACCAAUCAGCAUCAAUUUCCGGAGCGCGGAUGGAACAAAGAUUAACGUGCAGAAUUUGACCACUCCAAUGAAGAUGCGGCUCAAAGUUGAGGAUCCAAAUGCGACCUGUGCGUAUUGGGACGAGUCUGCUGCUCAGUGGUCCUCUGAAGGGGUGCAGACGCUCUCCUCCGAGGAGCCUGGAUUCAUUCAGUGCAGCACCACCCAUCUCUCGAUCUUUGCUGGCGUGAUGGAGGUGAUUCUGCAGAACGUGCUGCUUCUCGUGGAUUGCAGUACCUUGGGUCUUCUCAUCCAACUAGAGGCUCUUGAGAAACUCAUGGAUGGGGAAUGGUUUGGGCGACCUGCUGCAUGGAUGCCGGGGCUGAUGGCUGUAGUGUUUGGAAUUCUGCUGGGGGUUGCAGCAUGGGUUGAUGAAUGCAGUAUAGAAGAACUUCCGUUGGAAGAGAGGGAGGACUUGCUCUUCCGCCGUGGUGUAGCUGCAGGAGGACUUAUUCGUAGAGGAUGUGACGUUGUCUUGGGAUUCUUUUUGUGGCUGAGAGGCUGCUUGACAUACAUAUGUGGAUGCGCUGGCAAUUCCAUUGAAACCAGACCGGUGACAGCAGGCAGAGCCCAAAGGGUGUUGCAAGCGAUUCGUCCAUGGGCAUUGGAGUUAUUGGCAUUUGCUCGACGCAGCUUACACUGGGUUGUCCACUAUUCCAUUGGACUGCUGGUAGCUCACAGGAGUGCGAUUGACCGAGACACAGCUUAUAUCCUCCAAACCGCUUUGAGUAACUGGGCCCAGGUAGAGAAAAACCAGGUACCUGCUGGGGCGGCGCCGUCGAAUGCAGAAAAUGCAGAAAAUGCGAACCGAGGGAGCAGGACAACUGAGACAUCCUUCCCUGGAGAAAUGCGAAGGCCAAGAAUCACGCUGCGGAGAUUGAUGCCAGCGUGGUGGCAGAACUGCCUGAGGUCGAAUGCAGAAAAUGCAGAAAAUGCGAACCGUGGGAGCAGGACAACUGAGACAUCCGGGCGUGAAACCGUCCCUGGAGAAAUGCGAAGGCAAAGAAACACGCAGCACUUCGUGCAGGAAUCGAUACAUGAAUUCCAUGCUCCGCGGACGUCCUUGACCAAGGCACGGGAGCUGAAUCGAGGUCUAGGAUCCCGUGGAGCAGUUGCUGCGACCCAAUUCUUGAACGUCAACUUGCUGAUGCGCGUGGAGCUACUAUUCCCAGCAGUCCACGAUUGGUUCGCACUGAAUCAGUUCAGCAUUGCACGUUCCCAUGUCACCCGGGUAGCGCUGCUUUCUAUGAAGGUCUUUAGUGGCUGUGCCUUUGACGCUGUGUUGUUUUCAUCUACCGCAGAGCCGGGCUUCAAUGACGAGAAACCAGAAUGCAGUCCGGCAUUGGCCAGCUGGAAGUAUGUGGGGCAAGCAGUCAUCACUGGCCUUGCGUCCACCCUCCUGAGUGAUGUCGUCAUCUGGAUACUAUCUUACAUUCUCAGUGCGACUAUCGAAGAGAGACCAGCAUGGACGACCAAAGAUUGGAGUGCACGACUGAGAUGGUCGAGGUGGAGGACGCGUUGCUUCUUGUGCUUUGCGGCCUCCUACGAUCUCGCCUGCUUGAUCUACGUUUACCUCUUCAUUGCCAACGCCAGAGAGGGGGAUUCUACGCAAUUGAUGCUGGCAAUCCUCUGGGGGCUGUUUCAGGAUGGCCUCGGGAAGCCGUUGGUGAUGGCCGCAAUCCUGGCGAUCGCGUCAAGUCUGGCGCUAUGGUUGUUUCCGGAAAUCUCAGGGGAAGUUGGAAAUAAGUGGCCGGAACCUAAAGAGGAUGCAUCAGAGAGCCGUCCGGCUACACGGCCUGGUCCCCCAUCAUCACAACCCCCGGAGG